Messenger RNA from Drosophila elegans, 1486 nucleotides. Its product is annotated as trypsin-1. The transcript is spliced from 2 exons. Gene Ontology annotation, biological process: proteolysis. The record is from RefSeq and is a predicted model, not a curated record. Lineage: Eukaryota; Metazoa; Arthropoda; Insecta; Diptera; Drosophilidae. The coding region runs from base 461 to 1429 and encodes 322 amino acids. Gene Ontology annotation, molecular function: serine-type endopeptidase activity.
CGCCCGGGGUGUAAGAGAUCGACUCAACCGCCGCCUUGAUGACGCCCGUCCUCAACGACGUCUGCGGCCACAUGGCGCUGGAGAUCUGCGGAGGACCGGAAAUGGAACAACGCUGGCAGGGACACAGUUACCCACCUUGACCCAGCCGUAGAGAGUGGGCGCCACGAAGAGGCCGCCGUACAUGCUGAACCGGAGCACGCGCCACCAGUCGUAGGUGCCUGCAAGAAAAAAGGAUGAAAAUGUCCAGCUGGCAGACAGUCGAAUCGGACUCACCCCAGCGCCUGCCCUCCACGGUCUGCUGGAUGAGACUGCCAGUGGGCCAGAUCAGGCUGUAGGAUAUCAUGCCGCGCAUUAUCGGGUAGCGGGUGACGAACACCUUGAGGUUCUGCCACAGCAGUGGGCCCGUCAUCGCAAUCUCGGACCUGCGGAGUCGCAAUCGCGAGGUUGGCAUAUCAUUAGCAUGGCUAAUAGGUCCCGCCCGCAACUGCAUGGCCAGCUCAACUUAACACAACACAUAUGUAUAUACGGGCCCCUAGUUCCCUAUAAAUUGCCCUGCUCUUCUAGCGGGCCGCACACAAACAUGGCUCCGUCCGAAAGGCUGGCGCUGCUGCUCCUGGCCACCUGCACCAUCCUUGCCAGAGCCUCCGGGGAUAAUGGAAAGAUCGUAAACGGCACAACCGCCGCCCCGGGGGAGUUCCCCUUUGUGGUCUCGCUGCGCCGGUCGAAGAGUGGUCACCACUCCUGCGGCGCCACGCUGCUGAACUCGGACUGGAUCCUGACCGCCGCUCACUGCGUGCGCAGCUCCUCUCCCGAGCAGCUUGACUUGCAGUACGGCAGCCAGAGCCUGGCGCGCAACUCCAGCCAGCUGGUCCGCGUGGCCGCGAUCUUUGUCCACCCAGGCUACGAGCCACACGACAAGUACAUCAACGACAUCGCCUUGCUUCAGCUGGCGCAAUCCGUCACUCUUACCAAGCGUGUCCAGCCAGUGCGAUUGCCAGAGCCUCAUCAAGUCACGCCCGGAAACGCCAGUGCCGUUCUCGCGGGCUGGGGUCUGAAUGCGACUGGCGGUGUGGUCCAGCGGGAUCUGCAGAAAGUCCAACUGCAAGUGUUCAGCGAUGCGGAGUGCAGCGAGCGCCACCAGACCCAGCUGCACGGAAGCCAGAUCUGCGCGGGAUUGCCUGAGGGCGGAAAGGGCCAGUGCAGCGGCGACUCCGGCGGUCCGCUGCUCCUCGCUGGCACCGACACCCAGGUGGGAAUCGUAUCCUGGAGCAUCAAGCCCUGCGCCCGACCACCUUUCCCAGGCGUCUUCACCGAGGUGUCCGCCUACGUGGACUGGAUCGUAGAGACGGUGGGCAGCUCCAUGAUGCCAUCUUCGCUGUGGGUGGGCCAACUGAUCGUGGGUCGCUCACCACCUGGUCUAACCAGCUAAAGGACUCUGCUAACCCCAUUAAAAUACCGAUUCAAGUACGCUAACGCUAUCUAAUUC